AGGAGGCACACGACUUUGCAGCAACUUUGCUCUAGGAACUACUAAAGGAUGGCCCAACUCCAUCUGCUGCUCUACUGUACCACAACUCUGCUGAUUGCCAACGCCUUGGUGCUGACGCCGCAGCUCCUGAGCGCCGCCUCUGUGGCCGAUAAUGAGCAGGGGGGAAUCAUCGGCAAAUCGAAGACAUCCUUCCCCUUUCCGCUCGACGACGAUGUAGAGGGCGUGGAACUGCCCAUGGAGGUGGACCAAGAGGUCACUGUGGACCAGCGACAGUCGCAGCAGCAACAGCAGCAGCAGCACUCGCUGCCUCCUCCCUGGUUGGAGUUUGCCGAAGAUACAGCCCCGGUGGCAGCGCCCCCAUCGCCCAAGCACCGGCUGGGCGGCCACAAGCAUCCGACCGUCAUCAAGCAUCCGACGAGCGGCUUCCACAAGCUCUCCUCCCACGGCCAUCGCUCCUGCUACGUGGAGAUCACCAAGCAUGUGGAGGGCAUCUGCCAGUCCAUGCCCCUGGGAAGUGCCUGUGUGACCGAUGACUAUAUGGUCAUCUACAACGAUGGCAACUGCUCCACUCAGUAGAGAGUAUCCCACUUGCUCUUUUUUUUCUUAGUAUAACCAUUUUGUAUGUGCCAUAAGUGUCUAAAUAUGCGGAUGGGAGGAGUACGACUACCUGAUGUGCGUUUCACAAAACAAAACCAAACAAAACCAAACAAAGCCAAACAAUCCCAUACAAAUUGUAUAAAUAAAUCAAUAUACACACGAGUACCACAAAAUACUUACAAUAUACUCGUAUAUGCAUUUAGUAACAUUUCUUAUUAUUGAGAUCGAUUAUUAAAUUCCUACCUAAUCUCUGAA
Messenger RNA from Drosophila persimilis, 852 nucleotides. RefSeq lists its product as uncharacterized. Lineage: Eukaryota; Metazoa; Arthropoda; Insecta; Diptera; Drosophilidae. The record is from RefSeq and is a predicted model, not a curated record. The coding region runs from base 49 to 576 and encodes 175 amino acids. The transcript has a single exon.